Hydatigera taeniaeformis is the source of this 933-nucleotide messenger RNA. Lineage: Eukaryota; Metazoa; Platyhelminthes; Cestoda; Cyclophyllidea; Taeniidae. The record is from the annotation of a GenBank genome assembly.
AUGACUUCGUUUCGGCGGUUUCAUCUUGACGUUUGGGCUAUUCUAACGCUGAUCCUUCAAAUCAUCUUCUACGGCAUAUCUUUUACUGGUUAUAGUACCCCCUAUUUGGCUGUAACCGUUGCUCGUGUUCUUCCGCCACAUUGCUGGGUAUGGACGCUACUAACUUUCAGCUUCUACAACACUCGUAUUCUUCAUGUCCUGCUUGACAUGACCACCGUUUAUCUCGUCGAUGUGGUAAUGUUUCCUUCGUGGAAAAUGGCUGAGGUGGUUCGCUGUUGUGCUAUAUCGCAACUUAUCUCAACAGGUCUUGCAGUUUGUACACUCUUUAUUGGCUAUGCAUGUACAUUUGAUACUAACCUUCUCUGGACAACACCGAUUUGCGGUUUGAGUUCCCUUCUCGGCGCCGCAUUAGUUGUUGCUCGUCAGCUCACUCCGAAUAAUGUUCUUGCGAACCUUCCACUGGGAAAGUUUCGCACCAAGCACAUCGCGUUCACGAUUUUCUUUUGUUUCCUCCUCUUCGCUAUUCUUCGGAUCAUCGACUAUGUUCGCUUCCUCUUAUUAACAUAUGGGGCAUUUGUCACCUGGGUAUAUCUUCGGUUCUUUCAAAGACACAGCAAUGGAGACAUCGGCGACACAUCAGAUGCCUUUAAAUUUUCUGGUUUCUUUCCGAAUCACCUAGAACCACCGGUAUCGAUUGCAUCCAAUGCUAUCUACAAUCUGCUCGUUAAGUUGCGUCUUUGUCGCUCUCAAAUAGUUUUCGACACGGAGUACUUAGAUCCUUCGUUUUCUAUCCGGGUGGUUGAUAAUGCUGAUGCUCGAAAACCCGAAUCUUCCCUGGUUAAGCAAAAUGCAAAUCAAGAAACAUAUCUGCCAAAAGAAGUCUCAGUAAAGCCCCCGUCAGCUGAUGUUGAUUUGUCUCAAACGUCACCCUGA